AUGUACAUCAAGUCGAUUGUUCUUGAAGGGUUUAAAUCCUAUGCUCAGAGGACAGAAAUUUGUGACUUUGACCCAUUAUUCAAUGCCAUUACUGGCUUGAAUGGUAGUGGUAAGUCCAAUAUCUUGGACUCAAUCUGUUUCCUUUUGGGAAUCUCCAAUCUGUCACAGGUGCGAGCUUCCAACUUGCAAGACUUAGUUUAUAAAAAUGGGCAAGCUGGAAUUUCUAAGGCAGUGGUGUCUAUUACCUUUGAUAAUUCUGACAAGAAGCUAAGUCCACUGGGAUUUGAAGCUAAUGAUGAGAUCACCAUCACUAGGCAG
Messenger RNA from Phaethon lepturus (White-tailed tropicbird), 318 nucleotides. Its product is annotated as structural maintenance of chromosomes protein 2-like. The record is from RefSeq and is a predicted model, not a curated record. Gene Ontology annotation, molecular function: chromatin binding. The transcript has 2 exons. Lineage: Eukaryota; Metazoa; Chordata; Aves; Phaethontiformes; Phaethontidae. Gene Ontology annotation, cellular component: condensed chromosome; chromatin; condensin complex. Gene Ontology annotation, biological process: mitotic chromosome condensation. The annotation marks the transcript as partial.